Molecule: messenger RNA, 2319 nt
Organism: Plasmodium malariae
Lineage: Eukaryota; Apicomplexa; Aconoidasida; Haemosporida; Plasmodiidae
Product: E3 ubiquitin-protein ligase, putative
Exons: 9
Coding region: 1-2319 (772 amino acids)
Biological process (GO): positive regulation of transcription by RNA polymerase II
Molecular function (GO): transcription cis-regulatory region binding; metal ion binding
Source: RefSeq, a predicted model, not a curated record
AUGCUUCAAUUUAAUAAAGAAGAGGACAAGAAAAAUUGUUUAAACCAAAGUGAUAAUAUUUUAGUAUUAACAGGUCAGGUAAAUGAAGAGGUUAAAGAGCUGAAAAAAUAUGAACAGGUUAGGCAUGGGGAAAUUUUGAAUAGUGGAUUGUUAAAUAGGACAGAAAAUAAAAAUAUAAGGGAAAAUAGAAUGGAAAAUAGAAAUGAAGAAGAGAACACACACGAGGAAGAAGUUCAAAAUUUGGAAAAUCCAAAUGAAGAAGAGAAUAAAAGUCUCAGUAAAGAUAAAAACUUAACUAGCGAAAAAGGGAAAAAAAAUAAAAAAGAAACAAAUGUAAAUUUUAUAGUUGAAUACAACAGGUAUAAACCUACGAGGAUACAUGUUUCUAAAAAAAAUAAUAAUACCCCUGUUGUAAAAAAAAAUACAAAUCAAUAUAUAAAUUGUAAUUUCAGAUAUUAUGUAAAAGAAAAAAAUUAUUUAAUGCAAAAUAUAGAUGAUAAUAUAAAGUGGGAACAAAUCGAAAAAGUUGAUUAUAUCACAUUUGAUAAUACCUGCUUAACCUGUCCAAUAUGUCUUGAAAAUAAUAUUAUAUCUCCAAGAAUAACAAAAUGUAGACAUAUAUUUUGCUUUUUUUGUAUUUUGAAAUAUUUUAUUGAUGAAGAGAAGAAAACAUGGAAAAAAUGCCCAAUCUGCUUUGAAAUAAUUAAUGAGAAUGAUUUGCGUGUUGUUAAAUUUCAUUAUGUCAAGAAUUAUAAGAUUAAGGAUAAUAUAAAUAUGUGCUUAUUAUAUACAGAAAAUAAGAAAAUUAACUUAAAAUCAGAUAGAUUAUAUUUCAAUAACACUUUUAAAAUUACCAAUAAUAAUUUUGUAAAAAAUAAUAAAAAUAUAGAUUAUAAAUAUAUUGUAAACAUUGAUAAUAUGAACAAAAAUUUAACUACUUAUAGUCAAAAUCAUUCGGAUAAAAUACUAAAAUUAAAUUUAAAUUUAGGCAUACAGUUUUCGAAACUAUUUUAUAUAUAUAACCCUCUCUCUAUUUGGUUAAAGGAUUUAACAAUUUUUAAUUUUAUUCUGACAAAUAAAAAAAUGAAAUUUUUUGCAUCAGAUGAAAAUGUUAUAAUAAAGGCUAUAUCAAAUAUUAAAUUAAAAAUCAGUGAGUACCUAAAUAUUCCGAUAGACAAAUUGAAUCCACAGUUGAAUAUCGAUGAAAACUCCUUCGAUUGCUUUUAUUUAUAUGAUAACUUGGCACAUGACGUUUACGAUAGCAUUGAACAAAUAAAAAAAGAAAUGAUGCUAGAAGUUGAAUUUUUGAAGAACCAAAAAGAGCUAACAGAUAACAGAUGCAAUGUGGAAAUUGAGAAAAAUAAUAACGAAAAGUCGGAGAACUUAAAAUAUUUAGAUCAAAUAUAUUUUUAUCAGUGUAUAGAUGGUCAGUGUAUAUUUCUAGACCCGUUUAUUUUGAAAUUGCUCUUUUUUGAAUGUGAUAAUGACAUGAACAGAAUGCCAAAAUUCUUGUGCAACAGACAAAUUACGUACAUUGAGUCCUUUGAGCUAGAUGAAAAAAUCCGAAGGAGGAAUACCAUUUUAUCGCACUUACCGUUGGGUGUUAACGUUUUGUUUGUGUCGUUAAAUAUAGAUGAUAUCCUGUCCAAAAGAACCAAAACGUAUUUUUCAAAAGAAAUAUCUGAAAGGAAAAAGAAACACCUUACCAUUUUGAAAAAAAAAAUUAAGGAGGAGAAAUAUUUCAAACUAUUAGCCGAUGAAGAAAUUAACAGAAAAGAGAAACGUUACUGGAACCUGCCCAACAACACAAUAAGCAUACAAAAUGAUUCACUCAGCGCAAGUUCUAGUUCUCUGAGAUACUCAAAUUAUAUGGAGGAAAAAAAAUAUAUCCAUGAAGAAUUACCCACUGAUGCAAUGUUACAAUAUGAUCACUGUAUAAUGAGUAAAGGAUUGGUUAAUAUGAACGCAUUGGACGAGAAGCACAAAAGUGAAGAUAAGGUUUAUGUUCCAAAUAAUGCAAUUAAGAAAAAUAUAAAUAAUACUUCUAAAAAAAAAAAUGAAAAUAAGAAUAAUGGAAAGCAUAAGAAUAUUAAAACUGAUUUUAAUAGCUCUGAACCAUUAAACGUAAAGGACAAAAAUAAUCAAUUGCCAAAAAGGAGUUUUCUUGAAAUAGCUAAAAAAAAAUGUGAUAUUAAUAAUAUAAAAUGUGAAAUUCCCCAAGAGAAAGAACAAAAGUUAUCCAUUGGCUCUGGCUCACUUAGCAUUAAUUUGAUAGACUUAAUCAAUAACAAAACAUCAAAAAAAAAAAAAAGAAAAUAA